UUUGCCAAAUGCCUUUCCAAUGGAAAAUUUGAAAGAAACAUGAAACAUGAGAAAGAACUUUCCUUCUCUUCUCCUUCCUAAUCCUUUCUUCGAUUAAUUAAACAACAAAAACUAAACCCCGCACAACAACAUGUUUAAGAGCCGGCCAUGAUUGCCAAGUCGUUAAGACAUACUUUCUCUCCUCCCUCCAAACACCAUUGACUUGAAGCUACCCACAUGCUUUCUUUAACUCCUCUCAUAACCCCAACAAAAACCCACUUCAAGUUUCAAUUUUUGUGCCCAACCCUUUUCCCAUAAGCUUUGGAUUACAUUAUAGUUCAAUAUUUGAUUCAUUCUUUUCUAGCUUCCCAUUUCUCAUUAUUGCCCAAAAUGAGCUUUUUCUGUUAUCUUGAUAACUUUUGAGUUUUCAUUGACUAGUUGAGCACAAAUCCAGCCUUUUCAGUUCAUUUAACUUGUCAUCAAUGCCGGACAUGAGCAAAAAGAAGAUCAAAUUUAGCAGUUCUUGGUCAUUGGUAUUAUGGGUCAUUUUUGCUUUUGGUUUGUUACGUUUCGUCCAGUGUCAGGAUGUGGGUGACUAUAAUGAAGUCGACAAUCCUGCUGUUCUUCCUCUCCUCACCCAGCUUGUCUAUAGCAGGCUAUCAAAUUUGACUGCUGUUCUCAGUAGAGAGAUCAAUAACCGGUCCAAUUUCUGCGUGAAGGAUCCGGAAGCUGAUUGGAAUCAAGCAUUCAAUUUUUCUUCCAAUUUGGAUUUCUUGGCUACUUGCAUUCAAAAAACUAAAGGAGAUAUCACACGAAGGAUAUGUACAGCAGCAGAAAUGAAAUUUUACUUCAAUAGUUUCUUUGAGCCAUCAACACAUGACAAUUAUUUGAAACCUAACAAGAACUGCAAUUUAACCUCAUGGGUUUCUGGUUGUGAGCCAGGAUGGGCUUGCAGCGUUGGUCAGGACCAGCCAGUUGACCUUGAAAAUUCACAUAACAUUCCUGCAAGAUCUCGCAACUGUCAGACUUGUUGUGAGGGUUUUUUCUGUCCUCAUGGUAUUACAUGCAUGAUACCUUGCCCACUAGGUUCCUAUUGCCCACUUGCAAAACUCAAUAACACAACUGGUGUAUGCGAACCAUAUCAUUAUCAACUACCUCCAGGACAGCCAAACCAUACUUGUGGAGGAGCAAACAUAUGGGCUGAUGUUGGUAGUAGUAGUGAGAUAUUCUGUUCAGCAGGAUCAUACUGUCCGACAACAGUCCAGAAAAAUUCUUGCAGUAGUGGACAUUAUUGCAGGAUGGGUUCCACAUCUGAGAAACGUUGUUUCAAAUUGACUUCAUGCAAAGCAAACUCUACAAGUCAAAAUAUUCAUGCAUAUGGAAUAAUGCUCAUG
Hevea brasiliensis (rubber tree) is the source of this 1373-nucleotide messenger RNA. RefSeq names its product ABC transporter G family member 24-like. The record is from RefSeq and is a predicted model, not a curated record. NCBI's taxonomy places the organism in Eukaryota, Viridiplantae, Streptophyta, Magnoliopsida, Malpighiales, Euphorbiaceae.